AUGUUGAUAAACCGCCCAGUACAAAGUCUUCUUCUACGAAGAGGUCUAUAUCAAACCCAACUAAGAUUCAACUCAUCCAAGGAGAAUAAGCCAAAGCAAAACAAUGACAAAUCAUCAGAAGUUUCCAAACGAGAUGAUGCUCAAGAUGUUCAACGAUUCAAAAUCAAACAAACCACAUCCAAAUCUGCUCCGGCUCCGAUGGAGUCCACCGGGAUUGAACAACUCAUGAAAAAGAAUAAUAAGCCAUAUAUCCCCAAAUUCAAACAUCAGAGGGUAACUUUUGAAUACCCUGAUCUUCCCAAUGAAGAUCAAUAUAACAACUUGAACAAUAAACCCAAAAGAAUUUCACGAUGGACAAGAUACAUACCCAAGAUAUUAACCGUGAUUGGUGUUGCUUGGGCUGGGUAUACUAUCAAAGUAUGGUACUUGGAUGAUCCAGAAGAAGGACAAGAUAGUAAUGAGUUACUAGACCCAAAUGAGUUCCACAAAUUUAUCGUUACUCAUAAAGAACAAAUUGAUGAUGAUCAUUAUAUUAUUGAACUCAAAUCAAAGUAUGAUAGAUGGGAAUAUAGCUUUGCUACUAAUCCAGAUAAGAAAUCCCUUUGGAAUGGGGAUCACAUAUGGUCAGUUGAAAUAAAACAGCCCGAUAUCAACGUCGUUAGAUCAUAUACCCCAUUACCCAUGUAUUACAUGAAGUCAGAAUAUACUCGAUCGGGUGAAAAAAAGCCACUUUUGAAAAUCUUGAAUCCUGAAGUUGACGAUCUAGACAAGAAUGGUACAAUGUGUCUUUACGUAAAAAGAUAUAAGCAAGGAGAAGUGUCACGAUAUAUAACUGAUCGAGAAAUUGGCGAUGAAUUAGAAUUGAGAGGCCCAACAAUUGAAUACAAGUUUCCCUAUCAUCCCUUGAAAAAAAUCCACCAACGUCCCAUAUUCAAAGAUCUAGCAUCAAAAGUCGAACCUGAUAAUUUAAUUGAAUCAAUAAAGCGAGAUCUGAAUUUGCCUGAUGUUGAUAAUUUGAAUUUUUAUGCUGCUGGAACUGGAAUUGCCCCCAUUUUACAGGUUUUGUUUUCCAAGAACCCGUAUAUGGGAUAUGUUAAUAUUCAUUAUUCAGCUCAAAAACCAGGUGAAAUUGGUAUUUUGCUGAGAUUUUUGCUCUUUUUGAAUAAGUUGGAUCGGGUUAAUAUCAAUCAUCAUUUUGAUAGCGAGCCAAAGACGAUAUUGACUGGUAAAGACAUUUCGCUACCAGCCAAAUCCAGCUACUAUUCACCAAAGAAAUUAGACGAAGCCACGGCUAAAUUAUCUCCAGAAGAAGCUUUGAAUGUGAGAAUUCAAGCUAUGAAAGAUGAAGAGGAAAUGAAGCUGGAAAAAGUAAAGAAAUUGGUGCAGUCAGCUAGUGAGCGUGGUGAACGAUUUGAAACUGGGUUGGAACAAGCAAUGGCUACUGCCACCAAGCCCAAGAAGCCAGCUGCGUUGGCAAUUGUUUGUGGGCCCGAUGGAUAUGUCGAAUAUGUGUCUGGACCUAAAGACUUAGUACGUAAGGCUCAAGGACCCAUCACAGGAUUACUUGGGGAGAAAAAGUGGGAUAAUUCUAAUGUAUAUAAAUUAUAG
This is a messenger RNA of Lodderomyces orthopsilosis Co 90-125, 1608 nucleotides long. RefSeq names its product oxidoreductase. Lineage: Eukaryota; Fungi; Ascomycota; Pichiomycetes; Serinales; Debaryomycetaceae. Bases 1 to 1608 code for a protein of 535 amino acids. The transcript has a single exon. Gene Ontology annotation, molecular function: oxidoreductase activity. The record is from RefSeq and is a predicted model, not a curated record.